UCUCCUGGCUCCAAUCACUCCGGAGACUCAGCCAUGGGGGGGAAGCAAAAGCUGGCAGAGGACGAAGCCCAUGGAAAGCCAGCCAAAUAUGACCCCUCCUUUCGAGGCCCCAUCAAAAACAGGAGCUGCACAGAUGUCAUCUGCUGUGUCCUUUUCCUGCUCUUCAUUCUGGGUUACAUCGUGGUGGGGAUUGUGGCCUGGGUGUAUGGAGACCCCCGGCAAGUCCUCUACCCCAGGAACUCAACCGGGGCUUACUGCGGACUAGGGGCAAACAAAGAUAAACCAUAUCUCCUGUACUUCAACAUCUUCAGCUGCAUCCUGACCACCAAUGUCAUCACCAUAGCAGAGAAAGGCCUACAGUGUCCCACACCCCAGGUGUGUGUGUCUACCUGCCCAGACUAUGCAUGGACUGUGACACCAACAGAGCUCAAACAGACUGUCAGGGACGUUUUCUACACUCAAAAUAGGAGCUUCUGUCUACCGGGGGUAUCCCAGGAUGUGGAAGUACUCCAAAGCCUGCAGAAUGAACUCUGCCCCAGUUUCCUCCUCCCUUCCAUUCCAGUUCUGGGCCGUUGCUUUCCAUUUGCCAACAGCACUCCUCCUACUCUCCCAGGGAUCACUGGCAACAUCUCCCAGGGCCUCAGUGGAAUUGUUGACAGACUCGAUGCCCGUGAUAUCAGUGUUAAGAUCUUCGAAGAUUUUGCCCAGUCCUGGUACUGGAUUCUUGUUGCCCUAGGUGUGGCUCUGGUCCUCAGUCUGCUGUUUAUCCUGCUUCUGCGCCUGGUGGCUGGGCCCCUCGUGCUGGUGCUCAUCGUAGGGGUGCUGGCUGUGCUGGCAUAUGGCAUUUACCACUGCUGGAGCAAGUACCAAGAACUGCGAGAUAAGAAAGGCCUGACCCUCACCCAGGUGGGCUUCACCACCGACUUCAGUGUCUACGGCAGCGUUCAGGAGACCUGGCUGGCAGCCAUGAUUGUGCUGGCUGUGCUUGAAGGCAUCCUGCUGCUCAUGCUCAUCUUCCUGAGGCAGCGGAUUCGCAUCGCCAUCGCCCUUCUGAAGGAAUCCAGCAAGGCUGUAGGACAGAUGAUGUCUACCAUGUUCUACCCACUGGUCACCUUUGUUCUCCUGUUCAUCUGCAUUGCCUACUGGGCCAUGACAUCUCUAUACCUGGCCACCUCAGGGCAACCUCAGUAUGUUUUAUGGGCACCCAACAUCACCUUGUCCGGCUGUGAGCAGGCAGCAAUGAAUACAUCAUGCAACCCCUUGGAGGAUCAAUCUAAGAGCCCCUGCCCAGGGCAGAUGUGUGUCUUCCAGCAAUAUUCAUCCACAGGCCUGGUACAACGGUCUCUCUUCAACUUGCAAAUUUAUGGGAUCCUAGGGCUAUUCUGGACCCUCAACUGGGUGCUGGCUCUGGGCCAGUGUGUCAUGGCGGGUGCCUUUGCCUCCUUCUACUGGGCCUUCCACAAGCCCCAGGACAUUCCUACAUUUCCCCUGAGCUCUGCCUUCGUCCGCACGCUCCGUUACCACACUGGGUCACUGGCCUUUGGAGCCCUCAUUCUGACCCUUGUGCAGAUAGCCCGGAUCAUCCUAGAGUACAUUGACCACAAACUGAGAGGAGCACAGAAUGCUAUGGCCCGCUGCAUCAUGUGCUGCUUCAAGUGCUGCCUCUGGUGUCUAGAAAAGUUUAUCAAGUUCCUGAACCGUAAUGCAUACAUCAUGAUUGCCAUCUAUGGAAAGAAUUUCUGUGUCUCAGCCAAAAAUGCCUUCAUGCUGCUCAUGCGGAACGUUGUCAGGGUUGUUGUCCUGGACAAAGUCACAGACCUACUGCUACUCUUUGGGAAGCUACUGGUAGUUGGAGGUGUUGGAGUCCUGUCCUUCUUUUUCUUCUCCGGUGGCAUCCAUGGGCUGGGUAAAGACUUUAAGAACCCCACACUCAACUAUUACUGGUUGCCCAUCAUGACCUGUGUUGUUGGAGCCUAUGUCAUUGCCAGUGGUUUUUUCAGUGUUUUUGGCAUGUGUGUGGACACGCUCUUCCUCUGUUUCUUGGAAGACCUGGAGCGGAACGACGGCUCCCCGGACCGGCCCUACUACAUGUCCAAGAACCUUCUGAAGAUUCUGGGCAAGAAGAACCAGGUGCCCUCCGAGAACAAGAAGAGGAAGAAGUAGAGAUUCGACCUCACUGACCCAGGACCUCACAGUCCCUCUGUACAGCCUUUCAGCCUCUCUCUGAUUUUCUUUCUCAAUUUUGUAGCAAAAAAAGAUUUUAUUAAAGAAAGGUUUUUUUUCUCAAAAA
Messenger RNA from Erinaceus europaeus (western European hedgehog), 2290 nucleotides. It is a transcript of the gene SLC44A4, whose product is annotated as solute carrier family 44 member 4. NCBI's taxonomy places the organism in Eukaryota, Metazoa, Chordata, Mammalia, Eulipotyphla, Erinaceidae. Gene Ontology annotation, cellular component: plasma membrane. The transcript has 21 exons. Bases 34 to 2163 code for a protein of 709 amino acids. Gene Ontology annotation, molecular function: thiamine pyrophosphate transmembrane transporter activity. Gene Ontology annotation, biological process: choline transport; thiamine pyrophosphate transmembrane transport. The record is from RefSeq and is a predicted model, not a curated record.